Messenger RNA from Vitis vinifera (wine grape), 3634 nucleotides. RefSeq names its product putative pentatricopeptide repeat-containing protein At5g52630. The record is from RefSeq and is a predicted model, not a curated record. Gene Ontology annotation, biological process: transmembrane transport. Gene Ontology annotation, cellular component: membrane. Lineage: Eukaryota; Viridiplantae; Streptophyta; Magnoliopsida; Vitales; Vitaceae. The coding region runs from base 49 to 3465 and encodes 1138 amino acids. The transcript is spliced from 15 exons. Gene Ontology annotation, molecular function: xenobiotic transmembrane transporter activity; antiporter activity; zinc ion binding.
AUCAUCGCCCCGGCAAUUCUACCUUCAAACCAAAAAGCCGGAGCUCUGAUGCUUCAUCAGAUUCCUAGAAGUCCAUUUCAGCCUCAAACCCAUACCCCUCCGUCAAAACCUCUCCCAAUAACCCCACAAAAUCCAUUAAACCAAUCAAGCGUUGAACACAACUACAGAAAUAUCUGCAACCUUCUCCUCUCCAUAACCCACUCAAGGUCUCUAUUCAAGGGCUUACAGCUCCAUGGUCACAUCGUCAAAUCAGGGUUCUUAACCAUUCAUCUCGUUUGCCACCACCUCAUCAACUUCUACUCGAAAUCCCAACUGCCACACUACUCCCGCCAAGUUUUUGAAGAAACCCCAGUAAAAUCUUCCACCACUUGGAGCUCUGUGAUCUCCGCAUUUGCCCAAAAUGAGCUUCCUUCGCUGGCUAUCGACUUUUUUCGUCGGAUGCUGGAUAAUGGGGUUCGACCCGAUGACCAUAUAUUCCCGAGCGCGACCAAGGCGUGUGGGAUUCUUUCGCGGUGUGAUAUUGGGCAAUCGGUACAUUCGUUUGCUGUGAAAACUGGGUAUGAUUGCGACGUGUUCGUGGGAAGUUCUAUGGUUGAUAUGUAUGCAAAGUGCGGGGAAAUUGGAGAUGCUAGGAAAAUGUUUGAUGAAAUGCCGGACAGAAAUGUGGUUUCUUGGAGUGGAAUGAUAUAUGGGUAUUCCCAGAUGGGUGAAGAUGAGGAGGCUUUGAGGCUGUUUAAGCAAGCUUUGAUAGAGGACUUAGAUGUUAAUGAUUUUACUUUUUCCAGUGUUGUUCGGGUUUGUGGCAAUUCAACGCUUCUCGAGUUGGGGAAGCAGAUACAUGGGUUGUGCUUGAAAACGAGCUAUGAUUCAUCAAGCUUUGUGGGCAGCUCUCUGAUAUCCCUGUAUUCAAAAUGUGGAGUGAUUGAAGAUGCGUAUCUGGUUUUCCAUGAAAUACCAAUCAGGAAUCUUGGCAUGUGGAAUGCAAUGUUGAUUGCUUGUGCUCAGCAUGCCCACACAGAGAAAGCCUUUGAUCUGUUUAAACAGAUGGAAGGUGUUGGGAUGAAACCGAAUUUCAUAACCUUUUUGUGUGUGCUUUAUGCUUGUAGCCAUGCGGGGCUAGUUGAGAAAGGGCAAUUCUACUUUGAGCUAAUGAAGGAGUAUGGGAUCGAGCCUGGAGCUCAGCACUAUGCUUCCAUGGUGGACCUACUUGGCCGCGCUGGAAAAUUGAAGGACGCAGUUUCUAUUAUCAAGAAAAUGCCCAUGGAGCCAACAGAGUCUGUCUGGGGAGCUCUACUGACAGGAUGUCGAAUCCAUGGAGAUACAGAGUUAGCUUCUUUUGUAGCUGACAGAGUCUUUGAAUUGGGCCCUGUGAGCUCAGGCAUACAUGUGCUAGUAUCGAAUGCCUAUGCAGCUGCUGGAAGGUACGAGGAGGCAGCCAGAGCCAGGAAGAUGCUGAGGGACCAAGGCGUGAAGAAGGAAACAGGGUUGAGUUGGGUUGAGGAAGGAAACAGAAUCCACACAUUUGCUGCUGGUGACAGGUCUCACCCUUACACCAAAGACAUUUACAAAAAGUUGGAAGAAUUAGGUGAAGAAAUGGAACGAGCAGGUUAUAUAGCAGACACCAGCUUUGUGCUGCAAGAAGUGGAUGGUGAAGAGAAGAACCAGACAAUCAGGUACCAUAGCGAGAGACUAGCGAUUGCAUUUGGGCUCAUCAGCUUCCCACCUGAGAGGCCAAUCCGGGUCAUGAAAAAUUUGCGAGUUUGUGGUGAUUGCCACACUGCCAUCAAGUUUAUGUCCAAGUGCUGUGGAAGAACUAUCAUUGUUAGGGAUAAUAACCGGUUCCAUCGAUUUGAGGAUGGAAACUGCUCAUGCCGUGAUUACUGUUCCAGCAGUCACGAUGUUCUUCAGCCUCUACAAGAAUUUGAAAUUUUACUCUGUUUCAUGUGGAAUGCUGUUUUCCAUCUGUGGAAGAAUAUGGGCAAGGUGCCUCUCUCUGUGAUCUUCAGGGACACAAGGAAUGUUUUUAAGAAGGAUGAGCUCGGUCUUGAGAUAGCACAGAUUGCAUUCCCGGCAGCAUUGGCUUUAACAGCAGACCCUAUUGCUUCUCUAAUUGACACAGCAUUCAUCGGUCAUAUAGGUGCUGUGGAGCUGGCUGCUGUAGGAGUCUCCAUUGCUGUGUUUAAUCAAGUAUCGAGAAUUGCCAUUUUCCCCCUUGUCAGUAUUACAACUUCUUUUGUUGCGGAGGAAGAUACCGUUGGAAGACGGACAAAUGAAAAUUUGGAAAAGGGUUUAGCUAUAGACAAUGAAAUGGAAGAGUUGAUACCGCAUAUUGAUUCUAUGCACAAUUCACCGUCCAGAACUGUAAAUAAUACAAAAAAUAUGGAAUUUGAGCAUGAGAGAAGGCAUAUCCCAUCAGCUUCAUCAGCAUUAGUGAUUGGUGGUGUGCUUGGCCUCAUCCAAGCUCUGUUCCUUAUUUUUAGUGCAAAAUCGAUUCUCAACUUCAUGGGUGUAAAUUCUGGUUCUCCAAUGCUAGCACCAGCAAUGCAGUACUUGACAUUGAGGUCACUUGGAGCUCCUGCUGUUCUUCUCUCUUUGGCCAUGCAAGGGGUGUUUCGAGGAUUUAAAGAUACAAAAACUCCUCUAUAUGCUACCAUACUGGGAGAUGUGGCGAACAUCAUUUUAGAUCCGAUCUUGAUGUUUGUAUUUCGCUUAGGUGUUAGUGGUGCAGCCAUUGCCCAUGUAAUUUCUCAGUACCUAAUCUCAGUGAUACUCUUGUGGCGAUUGAUGAGAAAAGUUGAUCUCCUACCUCCAAGCAUCAAAGAUCUACAACUUGGUCGCUUUCUUAGAAAUGGAUCCCUGCUAUUAGUGAGGGUAAUAGCUGUGACAUUCUGUGUGACACUGGCCGCAUCUUUGGCUGCCAGGCUGGGAUCAACCUCCAUGGCUGCAUUCCAGGUUUGUUUGCAGAUCUGGCUGGCAACCUCUUUGCUUGCUGAUGGGUUGGCUGUCGCUGGACAAGCAAUCCUUGCAAGUGCAUUUGCCAAAAAGGAUUAUGACAAGGCAACUGCUACUGCUUCUCGUGUACUGCAGUUGGGUUUGGUUUUGGGCUUGGUGCUUUCUGUCUUCCUUCUAGUUGUGUUACAGUAUGCAUCAAGAGUAUUUACCAAAGACGUCAAUGUUUUGCAGCUAAUGAAUCUAGGCAUUCCGUUUGUUGCAGUGACUCAACCCAUCAAUGCUUUAGCUUUUGUAUUUGAUGGAGUCAACUUUGGAGCUUCCGAUUUUGCAUAUUCUGCCUGUUCUAUGGUUUUGGUAGCAAUAGUGAGCAUCCUGUGCUUGUUUAUUCUAUCCUCAAGUCUCGGUUUCAUCGGUAUUUGGAUUGCUCUAUCCAUCUACAUGAGUUUGCGCACAAUGUCCGGCUUUUGGAGGAUAUGGACUGGCUCCGGACCUUGGAGCUUCCUCAGGGCCUGAGAGCUUGAUUACAGAUUUCUCUAUUUUCUUGACGCUUUAUUUAACCAUGUCACACUUCAUAUUUUACCAUUCUUUUCGUUUGAUGAUGAUGUAAUGAGCUAAAACAGACUUCUCAUCGCUGAUUUGCUUUUGUAAUAAUACACACAACUUAUUAAGGGCCUGUUUGUUA